CUUCCUUUCUCUCUCUAUGAAUAUGAUCGUGCAACCCACUCUCUCUCUCUUACUCUUAUAUCAGACAAACUCAACUCAACUCGGAAUCUCCAUAACAUUACCAUUUUUCAUAGAUCUCAACAACAACACCCUUUUCCGUACAAUUAAUCUCCCAUCAAUGGAUCUUCAUACCCUUUUCCUUUUAAGGGAAGUUUAGCUUGACUACUCUUGUUGUUCUUGUUCUAUGUUUUUGUUUGAAGAUUUGAAGUGAUACCACCAAAAUAUGAAUCAAGGGUUUUGGGUGGCAAAGGGUAAUGAUGGAGAGAUGGCAUAUGAUGAUUCUUCGAGAAUCGAGUUGAAGAGAUCUCAACAACAAUGGUUCGUGGAAGGCCAUCCCGAGGUAGAGCUUGUUCCCAAUAAGAAACAAGCUAUAGAAGUUCCCAAUGGUGUUCAUCAUCCCUUUUCGGGGAUGUUAAACACAAGUGCUUGUGUUUCUCCUUGGAGUAGUACUCCUCCGGGUUUUCAUUCGUGGUUAUAUGAACCCGAGACAGCUAAGACUGUGGGGUUUGAUGGCUUGGGGAAAAUGAAUUUGGAGAGAAAAGUUGAGGAGGAUUCAUUUGGUAAUAAUGAUUCCUCGUUCGGUUUGUCAAUGCCUCAUGCCCUUGAUGAUCCUAGAUCGAGUGUUACUUAUGGAGGGUUAAGGAAAGUUAAAGUGAGUGAGGUUAAGGAUUCUGAGAAUCCUAUGUUUGUAUCGAUAGGACAAGCUUAUAGUAGGGACACUGAUAAUGAUAUCUUAUCAGAUAAUCGUUUUAUGUCAGCUGAUCAAACAUUCAACAAGGUUGAGGAAGAGAGUAGUAUAUCGACGAGUCAUGCUUUCAACUCGGGACAUUCCUUUAACAAUGGAGAGAGUACUAUCAUAUCAUUUGGAGGGUAUGAUGAUGAUAGACUGGUUUCGAGUUAUGAAUUGCUGAUGGCUCAAAAGAUGGAAGAAAUGAAUGAGAAAAAGAUUGCUAACUCAAAUGCUGAAGUACUCACUACUUCCCAUUUAACUAAUUCUGUUGCAGAAAGUGUAUCGAAAAAGAAAGAUGAUAACAAAUUCCUUAAGAAGACUCAACCGAACAAUUUCCCUUCAAAUGUUCGAAGUUUGCUAUCGACUGGUAUGCUGGAUGGAGUGCCUGUGAAGUAUGUUGCCUGGUCAAAGGAGGAGCUUCGUGGCGUUAUAAAAGGCGCUGGAUAUCUAUGUGGCUGUCAGUCAUGUAAUUUCACUAAGGUGAUCAAUGCAUAUGAAUUCGAACGUCAUGCUGAUUGCAAAACAAAACACCCGAAUAACCAUAUUUAUUUCGAGAAUGGUAAAACUGUCUAUGGGAUUGUUCAAGAACUCAGAAGUACACCUCAGAACAUGUUAUUUGAUGCCAUUCAAACCAUUACCGGUUCGCCUAUCAAUCAGAAGUCAUUUCGUCUUUGGAAAGAAUCCUUUUUGGCUGCAACUCGGGAACUUCAACGAAUUUAUGGCACCGAUGAGGGGAAGAAGCAAUUUUCUUGAGCAAGUUUUGCUUAAAUUGUAAGACAAGGGCAUGAUGAUGUCUUCUUUCCUUUUUCUUCUUUUGUGUAUAGAAGUUUUUUUUGGCUAUAAUUUGUUAUAACAUUUGUAUAAUGAAAUGGUAUAGUUCUUAGCUAAUAUUGAGGGAAUGAAAUUUAAAGCUUUCUCUUGUUU
Messenger RNA from Cannabis sativa, 1693 nucleotides. RefSeq lists its product as uncharacterized. The record is from RefSeq and is a predicted model, not a curated record. Lineage: Eukaryota; Viridiplantae; Streptophyta; Magnoliopsida; Rosales; Cannabaceae. The transcript has 6 exons. Bases 263 to 1522 code for a protein of 419 amino acids.